Molecule: messenger RNA, 912 nt
Organism: Fusarium vanettenii 77-13-4
Lineage: Eukaryota; Fungi; Ascomycota; Sordariomycetes; Hypocreales; Nectriaceae
Exons: 3
Coding region: 1-912 (303 amino acids)
Source: RefSeq, a predicted model, not a curated record
AUGACACCCUCCGCUCGCGAUGCCAACUUCAAUGAAGAGGCUUUGUCUCGACUAUGCAAAGCUAUCCAGGACGACAUCGACAAUGGACGAAUGUUUGCCGCUUCGAUCAUCGUCGGGAGAGGAGGAAAUAUUGGCCUACAAAAAGUGUUCGGCACAGUGACCCCUGACGGCCGGGCUGCUUGCGAUGAUGACAUCUAUCUCGCAAUGUCAGUCUCAAAGUCUUUUACUGCCGCACUCAUUCUCCGAGCCGUCGACCAAGGUCGUUUUACCUUGGACACAAAGGUCGCCGACAUUCUUCCCGACUUUGCCAUUGGCGGCAAGCAGAAUGUCACCAUUCGCCAGCUCCUCAACCAUACGGCUGGCACAUUCCGUGGUUUCCUGCCCCCAGGAAUCUCUGCGGAAAAUCUAGGCAAUCUCGAUCAGUAUUACGCCUCUGUUGCGAGUAUCCCGAUUGACUAUGCCGUCUUGGGAAAGAUCCUGGUCGCCACAGAUCCAAAGGAACGCAACUUCCGCACUAUUGCCAAAGAAGAACUGUUUGACCCGCUAGGCAUGGAACAUUCUUGCUUUGGCCUGGCUGAGGAUCACGAAAACCGAGUCCCAAACCAUACGGGGUCACUAUCAAAAGAUGCACUUGUCCCUGAGAAGGAGGCCAGAAACAUGCCCGAUUCUCCGGCCUUGUACUCUCUGCUUGGAGGAUACGUUCGAGGUGACGGUCAUUACUUGACAGGUGCUGGAUACACGGCCUCUCCUCGAGCCUUCUAUGGUGUCGGUGGAGGCUCGACCAUGUGGAUGGUGGAUCCAGACCGCGAUCUCACCGUGUGCUUCUUCAGCGCUGGGUUCAUCGAGGGACUUCACCACCUUGAGCGCCUAUCCAAGAUAAAUGACGUUGCGCUAUCGGCUUGCAAUUGGUAG